AUGGACAUCCUGAUCAGCAACGUGCAGCUGUACGGAGGCAGGCAGGAGUUACUGUCGGACGCCACGCUGAAGCUGGUGUUCGGCACCAAGUACGGCCUGGUCGGACGCAACGGCACCGGAAAGUCCACCCUGCUCCACGCCAUCUCGGAGCGAACCAUCCCGGUGCCGUCGCACCUCCACAUCAUCCACGUCGAGCAGGAAGCCGAGCCCUCCGACAAGAGCGCGCUCCAGACGGUGUUGGACACGGACGAAGAGCGCAACUACCUCCUGAACCUCGAGAAGAUCAUGCUCGAGGAGGAGAAGGACAAGCACGAGGGCAUCGACCUCAACGAGGUGUACGAACGGCUGGACGAGAUCGGGUCCGACGAGGCCAUCGCUCGCGCGGGCGGGAUCCUCGGCGGUUUAGGGUUCGACGCGAGGGACCAGGCGAAGGCCACGAAGGAGUUCUCGGGCGGGUGGCGCAUGCGCAUCUCCCUCGCGCAGGCGCUGUUCAUGAAACCCGACCUGCUCCUCCUGGACGAGCCCACCAACCACCUCGACGUGCACGCGCUGACGUGGCUCGAGGAGUUUUUGCAGCGGUGGGAGAAGACGGUGGUGAUCGUCUCGCACGACCGCGGGUUCCUGAACGACACCACCACCGCCACCAUGUUCCUGCACAACAAGCGGCUGAGGUACUACGGAGGUAACUACGACACCUUCGUCAAGGUGAGAGCCGAGCACCGAGCCAACGAGCAAGCCGUGGCGUCCAACCAGAACCAACGCGAGUCGCACCUCAAAAACUUCAUCGCCAAGUUUGGCCAGGGCCACAAGAAGAUGGUCAAGCAGGCGCAGUGCCGGAUGAAGAUGCUCGCCAAGCUCCAGGAGGAGAAGGUUGACAUGGACUUUGACGAUCCGUACCUCCGAAUCAACUUUCCGAGCGCGACGCCGCUGCCGCCGCCGUGCAUCUCCGUCAUGAACGUGUCGUUCGGAUACGAGGGAUACCAGACCCUUUACGAGGGUUUAGACUUUGGGCUGGACAUGGACUCGCGCGUCGCCAUCGUCGGCCCCAACGGCGCGGGUAAGUCCACCUUUCUCAAGCUCCUCGAGGGCGACAUCCUCCCCACGCAGGGUUGGGUCAACAGGCACACCAAGCUCCGACUCGCCAGGUUCAGCCAGCACCACCUCGAGUCCAUGAACCUCGAGGAGGACUGCGUGUUUCACAUGAAGAGCCUGGACAACGAGAUGCCCCUGGAGGAGGCCCGCGCCUACCUCGGUAGGUUCGGUCUCAGCGGCGAGCUGGCGACCAAGCCCGUCAAGUUUCUGUCCGGCGGCCAAAAGUCCCGCCUAGCGUUUGCCGAGCUCGCGUGGAAGCAGCCCCACAUCAUGCUCCUGGACGAGCCCACGAACCACCUGGACCUGGAGACCAUCGAGGCGCUGGCGAUGGCGCUGAACAACUUCGAGGGCGGCGUCGUGCUGGUGUCGCACGACGAGCGGUUGAUCUCGCUCGUCGUCGACGAAAUCUGGCAGGUGAAGAAGGGCGACAUGGAGAAGGACCCGCCGGAGCCCGGCUCGUGGGAUACGACGACUACAAGAAGCACGAGAUGA
Messenger RNA from Micromonas commoda, 1584 nucleotides. RefSeq names its product ATP-binding cassette superfamily. Gene Ontology annotation, molecular function: ATP binding; ATP hydrolysis activity. The record is from RefSeq and is a predicted model, not a curated record. NCBI's taxonomy places the organism in Eukaryota, Viridiplantae, Chlorophyta, Mamiellophyceae, Mamiellales, Mamiellaceae. The transcript has 2 exons. The coding region runs from base 1 to 1584 and encodes 527 amino acids.